This is a messenger RNA of Staurois parvus, 240 nucleotides long. The record is from the annotation of a GenBank genome assembly. NCBI's taxonomy places the organism in Eukaryota, Metazoa, Chordata, Amphibia, Anura, Ranidae.
UUAAUCACCUUUUGGGUUUUUUAUUUUUUGCUAAACAAACCAAGAACUGAAAAUUUAAUAAAAAAAAUUUUCUUAGUUUUUGUUAUAAAAUUUUGUAAAUUUUGAUUUUUCUCAUUCACUGAUGUGUGCUAAUGAGGCUGCAGUGAUGGACACUCAUAGGCUGCACUGAUAGGCACUGAUAUGUGGCAUUGAUGAGGCACUGAUGGGCACUAGCAGGUGGCAUUGAUGAGCACUGGCAGG